Camelina sativa (false flax) is the source of this 863-nucleotide messenger RNA. RefSeq names its product dirigent protein 7. NCBI's taxonomy places the organism in Eukaryota, Viridiplantae, Streptophyta, Magnoliopsida, Brassicales, Brassicaceae. The record is from RefSeq and is a predicted model, not a curated record.
AAUAAUUAAGUCACUAAAAUAUUAAUACCUCCAAUGUUUUAGUAGCAAACAUAUUUAGUAUACAUAUAUAUACACCAUCUUGUUCUUCUAUACUUCUACAGUUCUACAUAUACACACCAUUAGGGAGAAAGAUAAAAAAUACUUAACCAUUAACACAUUCCACAAACAUGGCAAAGCUCAUCCUCAUCAUCGUCUCCCAAAUCCUUCUUUUCGUAUCCCUUGUCUCCGCUGGAAACGGCGAAAACUUUGCAAAAACCAUUGACAAAAAGCUCCACGGCCUCCGUAAGGAGAAACUGACUCAUUUCCGUGUCUACUGGCACGACAUUCUGAGCGGCUCAAACCCUAGCGCGGUGGUGAUCAACCCUCCUAUCUCCAACUCUUCCUUCUUCGGAUCGGUCACUAUGAUCGAUAACCGAUUGACGACGGAGGUCGCGGUGAAUUCGACUCUAGUGGGUCAGGCGCAAGGGAUCUACGCUGCCACUGGUCAACGUGAUGCGUCUGCGCUUAUGGUGAUGAACUUUGCGUUCAAGACAGGCAAGUAUAACGGAAGUACGAUCUCGAUUCUUGGUCGGAACGCUGUAUUGACCAAGGUUAGGGAGAUGCCGGUGAUUGGAGGAAGUGGACUCUUCCGGUUCGCUAGAGGUUAUGUAGAGGCUCGGACCAUGUGGUUUGAUCAAAAGUCAGGAGAUGCUACGGUUGAGUACAGCUGUUAUGUCUUGCAUUAUUGAUGAAUAUGUCUCUUUUUGUAUGUUUAGUUAAAGUUUUUUUAUGUCGGCUUUUGCCUGCUUAAAGUGAUGGAUGAUUGUUGAGUGAUAUUUAUGUCUUUUAAUAAAUUUUGAUACCUUUCUUGUUUUGUUUUUUGA